Messenger RNA from Colletotrichum spaethianum, 1725 nucleotides. Its product is annotated as efflux pump mlcE. Gene Ontology annotation, biological process: transmembrane transport. The coding region runs from base 1 to 1725 and encodes 574 amino acids. The record is from RefSeq and is a predicted model, not a curated record. Gene Ontology annotation, molecular function: transmembrane transporter activity. The transcript is spliced from 6 exons. NCBI's taxonomy places the organism in Eukaryota, Fungi, Ascomycota, Sordariomycetes, Glomerellales, Glomerellaceae.
AUGACGGCCUCUAGUCAAGUUCCAAAAACGCCACCAUCACCGGCGGCUGCGAACGACCACAAACUCCCCGAGAAACCGUUAUCGCCCUCGGUUGACUCCGAUGCUGAAGUAUCAGAGAAACCCACAGAUCAUGGAGGUCACGAGUCGACUGGAGAUGGCGGCGCCUUGAUGACGGACGAAGGAGACCGGGAAGAAGAGUACAUCACCGGCAUCAAGCUCAUCCUCGUCCUUGCCGCUUUGACUUUUGUGGUUUUUCUCAUGCUCCUUGACAUGUCCAUCAUCACGACGGCUGUUCCUGAGAUCACAACAGCGUUUAAUUCGCUGUCUGACGUGGGCUGGUAUGGCGCCGCCUACAACUUAUGCGGAGCCGCUCUCCAGCCCUUUGCAGGGAAGCUCUACACCUACCUCCGCUCCAAACAAACGUUCCUCGCCUUUCUCUUCUUGUUCGAAUUAGGCUCUCUGAUUUGUGCCGUUUCAAAAUCGUCAAACAUGUUCAUCGUCGGGCGCGCCGUCGCGGGCAUGGGAUCAGCUGGCUUAUACAACGGUGCCUUAACAAUCAUCGCUGCGACAGUGCCGCUGCAGAAGAGACCGCUCAUCAUCGGGAUCUUGAUUGGAAUUUCAAAUCUGGGUCUUGUAAUUGGGCCUCUUGUCGGAGGAGCUUUUACGGAGUUUGUGAACUGGAGAUGGUGCUUCUACAUUAACCUCCCUAUCGGUGGCGUCGUCGCAAUCCUACUGUUUUUCAUCCACAUUCCCUCGAAAAUCGCAACUCCCCUCCCUCUCCUCAAAGUGCCCGGCCAUCUCGACUUCCCAGGCUUUGUCCUCUUCGCUCCUGCGGCAAUAAUGUUCCUCCUGGCGCUCCAGUUCGGAGGCAACGAACACCCCUGGAAUUCUUCUGUUGUCAUCGGUUUAUUCGUUGGUGCGGGCGUUACAGCCGCGCUAUUUCUGUACUGGGAAUACAGGCAGGGAGACGACGAAGCCAUGAUACCUCUAGGUUUGUUCAAAAGCAGGAUUGUUUGGAUUAGUUGCGUUGUUGGGGCAAUGACUAUGAGUAUCACAAUAGUCUCAAGCUACUAUCUACCAAUGUUCUUUCAGAGUGUCAAGGGGGCGACACCAUUCCAGGGCGGAGUAGACUUUCUGCCGACUAUCUUGAGCCAGCUGGUGUUUGCGGUGGUCUCUGGUGCCUUGGUUGGAAAGUUGGGGUACUAUCUCCCCUGGGUAGUCUUCGGCUCUGCCGUUUCGACCAUCGGAACCGGGCUAAUUGCGACAUGGACACCGUCUACAAACUCUGCAAAAUGGAUAGGAUAUCAAGUUCUUCUAGGUGCGGGUCGUGGCGCAAACAUGCAGAUGCACAUUAUUGCCGUUCAGGCAAACACUGCCCCAUCCCGUCUCCCGGUAGCCAUGGCCACCGUGGUUUUUCUGCAAACUUUCGCCAGCGCUAUCUUCUUGACAGCAGCCGAAGUCAUCUUCAGCGAGGGGCUGGGCAACAACUUGGCAAAGUAUGCCCCAAACAUAAACGCCAAGACCAUUUUGGCUGCUGGUGGGACUGGGUUCAGGACCGUUGUAUCGAAGGCAGAUCUCCCUGGCGUUCUAAUGGCAUACUCCAAGAGCAUUAAUGAGGUGUUCUAUCUCAUGAUCGGCCUAGGCGUUGUCACUUUUGUGCUCGCGUGGGGUAUGGGCUGGGUUGACAUCCGGAAGAAGAAGGGCGAGAAGAAGGGUGACGUUUAA